This is a messenger RNA of Boleophthalmus pectinirostris (great blue-spotted mudskipper), 708 nucleotides long. RefSeq names its product small integral membrane protein 26-like. Gene Ontology annotation, cellular component: mitochondrion. The transcript is spliced from 2 exons. The record is from RefSeq and is a predicted model, not a curated record. Lineage: Eukaryota; Metazoa; Chordata; Actinopteri; Gobiiformes; Gobiidae. Bases 145 to 450 code for a protein of 101 amino acids.
UUGUAGCCUCUGUACUUCCGGAUCAACUGUCAUGGCGGCGUCCUGAAUGCGCUUGCUGCGUUAUUUACCUGAGAUUUAUCCCCCCAAAACACCGACUUUAUCAUUUUUAUUUAGGUGAAUGGACUGAACUGCAGACAGGCGGAGAUGGAGCCGAAGAAGGUGAUGCAGUGGAACACCAGGGCGUCCGCUGUGUACGCGCUCGGAGUGUGGACCAUGGUCGGGUCAUACUUGUACUUCAAAUACACGGGGAAAUUUGACACACCAGAAUUCACACAACCCCCAAAAACAGAAGAAAUGGAGAAUCCAAAUGAAGUGACUUAUAACACAGCUCACUCUAAAACUGUCAUAGUUUAUAAGAAAGACUUUGUGCCUUACACAACGCGCAUCAUGAACUUCAUCGAGUCCUUCACUGGUGGAGCUCCACCUGGAGACAGAGACAAUGGCAAAUAGCUGUCUGAAAAAAUGGACUAAAGGAAAUUAAUGGACGUGAAGGUUUUGCGUGCAUUAUGAGUGUCAUCUAGCAUCUCUUUGUGUAUAAUUAUUUAAAUUACAUAUUCAUUAUACAAAAUCAGAUUCAAACAAGUUGCAUUCACUACUAUGCUACACAAAUGAUGAUAUAUUCAGUAAAGUGUGAUACGCCAUACACCCAAUAAUAUUUUGGUUUCAUAAGAUCAUAACACAAAUAAAAGCUUUUAAGUGUGUACCUGA